Phacochoerus africanus (Common warthog) is the source of this 2525-nucleotide messenger RNA. Its product is annotated as protocadherin alpha-9-like. The annotation marks the transcript as partial. The record is from RefSeq and is a predicted model, not a curated record. Lineage: Eukaryota; Metazoa; Chordata; Mammalia; Artiodactyla; Suidae. Gene Ontology annotation, cellular component: plasma membrane. Gene Ontology annotation, molecular function: calcium ion binding. Gene Ontology annotation, biological process: homophilic cell-cell adhesion. The transcript has a single exon.
UCCUUCGGUUUUGAAAAAUUUUUGCUAACUAUAAAAAAGCUUGAAUAUUUGAAAUGCUGUAUCCAAGUCGAAGCGACAAAGGGGACCGGAAUCUACUGCUACUGUUUAUCAUUUUCGCAGCCUGGGAGGCGGGGAGCGGCCAGGUCCACUACUCAGUCCCCGAGGAAGCCAAACACGGCACCUUCGUGGGCCGCAUCGCCCAGGAUCUAAGGUUGGAGCUGGCGGAGCUGGUGCCUCGUUUGUUCCAGUUGGAUUCCAAAGGGCGAGGGGACCUUCUGGAGGUAAACCUGCAGAAUGGCAUUUUGUUUGUGAAUUCUCGGAUCGACCGGGAGGAGCUGUGCGGGCGGAGCCUGGAGUGCAGCAUCCACCUGGAGGUGAUCGUGGAGCGGCCGCUGCAGGUGUUCCACGUGGAGGUGGAGGUGAGGGACAUUAACGACAACCCGCCUGUGUUCCCCGGAACACAAAAGAAUCUGUUCAUCGCGGAAUCCAGGCCGCUUGACUCUCGGUUUCCACUAGAGGGCGCCUCGGAUGCAGAUAUCGGCCAGAACGCGCUGCUGACUUACAGGCUGAGCUCCAAUGACUAUUUCUCUCUGGAUGUGCCGGCCGGCGACCAAGAGGUGACACCGCUGGGGCUUGUGCUGCGGAAACCUUUAGACAGGGAAGAGUCUCCGGAACUUCAUUUAGUGCUCACGGCUACCGACGGAGGCAAACCCGAGCUGACUGGCACCGUCCAGGUACUCGUCAAAGUGUUGGACGCCAACGACAACGCCCCAGCUUUCGACAGAACUCUGUACGCGGUGAAAUUACCGGAGAACGUGCCUAAUGGGACGUUGGUGAUGAAGCUCAACGCCUCAGAUUUGGACGAAGGCUCGAAUGGGGAUAUUAUUUAUUCAUUCUCUAGCGACCUAUCUCCAGGCUUGAAAUCCAAGUUCUCCAUAGACCCCCUAAGCGGGGAAAUUACGGUAACAGGACCCAUCGAUUUUGAAGAGAGGAAAGCCUACAAAAUUCGAGUAGAGGCGACGGAUAAAGGCCUUCCACCCCUAGCUGGUCACUGUACAGUUCUUGUGGAAGUUGUGGACGCUAAUGACAAUGCUCCAGAGGUGACUAUCAAGACGCUCUGGCUCCCUGUGAAAGAAGACGCACAGCUGGGGACAAUCAUUGCUCUUAUCAGUGUGAUUGACCGAGAUUCUGGUGCCAAUGGGCAGGUGACCUGUUCCCUGGCACCCCAAGUCCCCUUCAAGCUGGUGUCCACCUUCAAGAAUUACUAUUCGCUGGUGCUGGACGGCACCUUGGACCGCGAGAGCGUGGCGAGCUACGAGCUGGUGGUGACCGCGCGGGACGGCGGCUCGCCUUCGCUGUGGGCCACGGCCAGCGUGUCGGUGGAGGUGGGCGACGUGAACGACAACGCGCCGGUGUUCGCGCAGCCCGAGUACACGGUGUUCGUGAAGGAGAACAACGCGCCCGGCUGCCACAUCUUCACGGUGUCGGCGCGCGACGCGGACGCGCAGGAGAACGCGCGGGUGGCCUACUCGCUGGUGGAGCGGCGGGUGGGCGAGCGCGCGCUGUCGAGCUACGUGUCGGUGCACGCGGAGAGCGGCAAGGUGUUCGCGCUGCAGCCGCUGGACCGCGAGGAGCUGGAGCUGCUGCAGGUCGGGGUGAGCGCGCGCGACGCGGGCGCGCCGCCUCUGGGCAGCAACGUGACGCUGCAGGUGUUCGUGCUGGACGAGAACGACAACGCGCCGGCGCUGCUGCCGCCGCCGCCGCCGUCGCCUUGGGCGCCGCCCGGGUGGCCCGGGGGCGCGGGCGGCGGGGCGGGCGUGGUGAGCCAGCGGGUGGCGCGGUGGGUGGGCGCGGGCCAGGUGGUGGCGAAGGUGCGCGCGGUGGACGCGGACUCGGGCUACAACGCGUGGCUGUCGUACGAGCUGCAGGAGGCGGCGUCGGGGGCGGCGUCGGGGGGCGCGCGGAGCGCGUUCCGCGUGGGGCUGUACACGGGCGAGAUCAGCACGACGCGCGCCCUGGACGAGGCGGACGCGGCGCGCCAGCGCCUGCUGGUGCUGGUGAAGGACCACGGCGAGCCGGCGCUGACGGCCACGGCCACGGUGCUGCUGUGGCUGGAGGACGGCGGCCCGGCGCCCAAGGCGUCCUCGCGGCGGGUGGUGGGCCCCGCGGCGGCGGAGGCGGCGCUGGUGGACGUGCACGUGUACCUGGUGGUGGCGAUCUGCGCGGUGUCGAGCCUGCUGGUGCUGACGCUGCUGGUGUCCACGGCGCUGCGGUGCUCGGCGCCGCGCGGCGAGGGCGCGUGCGUGCCCGGGCAGGCGCGGCUGGUGUGCUCGAGCGCGGUGGGCAGCUGGUCUUCGUCUCCGCGGCGGCGGCGGCGGCAGCGGCAGCAGGUGUGCUCUGGGGAGGGGCCGCCCAAGGCCGACCUCAUGGCCUUCAGCCCCAGCCUGCCUCCGUGUCCUGGAUCUGGAGAUGUAACCAGUGAUCCACAAGCUGUGGAUUCCUCUGGGAAGGUGAGUUGCUCUAAC